CGGUUAAAUCUCAGGAUGGAUGUAAACUUCCGGUUAUCGUAGAAUGCUGUGCUAACGUAUGCUACCAUUGAAUGCUUGUCGUCAAAAACAUCCGAAACGGUUAAUUUUCGUCGUUGUUGUUGUUUAUCUUAAUGUUUAUGUUAAUGUUUUUACUUGUAAUACUUCGUCUUGACUUAUAACACGAUGACGUGUAAACGUACGAAAGUGUCCUUUCAAAAACGGGAUGACAGCUCUUCCAGCCAUCACUGCUGUGUGCCGCAAUGUACAGUGUCUGCCAGAUGCAAUUCUUCUGUUAGUUUUUUUACUUUUCCCAAAGACAGUGAAUUACAUAGACGGUGGGUGAUUAACAUUCGACGAGUCAACUUUCUUACAACAAACACACGAGUCUGCAGCCGACACUUUCUAAGUGAAGAUGUGAUAGAGCCUCCGACUCCAGCUGGGCGCAGACGUCUGAAGAAGGGAGCUGUUCCAGUGCUGUUUGAAUGGAACAAUUUCAGUCUUCCAGCCCCACGGCCCGGAGUUUGGGAAAGGACCGAGCGUCCCAACACAGAAGCCAUGAAUGAUCCGUCUGUGGAAUUGGACUGUCCUCCUGACCAUGACUACUGCAACAGUACUGAACCUGCUGCGCUGGAUAUGUCCCUUGACCACAAUGAAGAACUAAGUGUAGAGAUAGCAAGGCUCCGAAAUCAAAUUGAGGAGAUAACUAUCAGCAGCAAGUUCUGCUUGGAGCGGUUUGCUGGAUCUGAUGAUGACAUAAGGUUUUUCACAAGGUUUGCAAGUCAUGCCCACCUGAUGGCCUUUUGGAAGCAGAUAGAGCCAGCCACCCGCAAGAUCAUACGGGUGACAAGAGCACGAAGUGUAGCAAAGACUGAUGAGGUCUCUCACACUGGCAAUGCAACGGUGAAUAUAUUUUACAGUUGUUCUAACAAAGCAAGAUAUAUUGCAUCACCUUAUCAUCUUGAAAGUUAAGCCAGUAACAAUCUAUUUGUGUAAUGAGGUAAUAAUGGAAUUCUUACUCUUUUCAGGUUCUUCAACCCAUUGACGAAUUUUUUCUCUUCAUGAAUUUCUUGUCAUUGGGUCUGAUGCAGAAGGAUCUGGCCCACAGAUUCAAAAUCCACCAGUCAACUGUAAGCCGCAUCAUAAAUACAUGGGCUAACUUCCUGUAUACUGUACUAGGGGCUGUGGGUAUUUGGCUGGAUGAGGAGACUGUCAAAUCUCACAUGCCAGAGGUUUUUCAGGGUUACUCUGACACACAAAUUAUUUUGGACUGUACCGAAAUACGCUGCCAAACACCUAGUUCUCUUCUCCUCCAGAGUGAGGUGUUCUCAAACUAUAAAUCACACUGUACAUUUAAAGGAUUAAUUGGGAUGGCCCCUCACGGCGCAGUAACCUUUGUGUCGUCUCUCUAUGAAGGUGCCAUCAGCGAUAAAGAGAUUCUGAAGCAGUCUGGCAUUGUGGCUAUCUUAAACCCAUCUAUGGCCAUAAUGGUUGACAAGGGUUUCCUUGUAGAAGACUGUGUGCCCUGCAAGGUCCACAUACCUACCUUUCUGUGUAAGAGAGCACAACUGUCUGAGCCAGAGGUCAGGAAGACACAAUCUAUUGCCAGACUGAGAGUCCACGUUGAGCAGCUCAUUCGCAGGGUUAAGGAACAUAAAUUAUUCAGUACAGUAAUCCCUCUUUCAUUGACGGGCAGCAUUAAUCAACUUUACACAGUUGCCUGUCUUUUGGUCAAUUGUCAAAAUGGGCCCCUGGUUAAAGCCUGGGCAACCAAUGGCUAAUGUUGGCAGCACAAUCCUAAAAUGAACACUCAUGGAUGGCUAUGGAACAAAUAGGCUGUGAUGAAAUAUGUCUUUUUUUUCAAAAAUGUUUUUAUUGAGCCACAGAUUAUUGUACAGACAGUAAAUUAGUCAAGUCAGCGCUCACUUUUUUAUAACGGUAACAGUAAAGUUACAACUAUUAAUCUGUAUACAUACAAUAUUCAGUACAGAAAAACAGAAUUAAAGCACAUAGUGCGAAACCAAAGCAUAAAUAAUAAAGAAAUGAGGAUAGAGGAAAAAAAAGGUAAGAGUGCAUACAAGAAAGUCUCAGUAUUUGUAUAUGUAUUUGUUAUAAUUUGAUAUGUUACAAUUUGUAUAUGUGACAAUUAAAGGGGAACUAUGCAGUUUUUUUCAGCUUAAUUUACCUUAACUGAACAUUUUCGGAGUCAUUAGAAUGGUUAUAUGAAAGGAAACGGCAGACUGACCAAGAGAGGAGUCAGACACGAGUAAACAUAGGAGCUGCCAAAUGUCUAUUCUGAAGCAGUAGGGGGAGCUCUAUAGAGAAAUCCAUGAGCAAAAAGCGUGAAAACAGCCAAGAAAUGGCCAAAACUGCAUAGCGCCCCUUUAAUAUUACAAUGUUGUAAAUAAGACAGUUGACAAAAUAAAUUUUAAAAUGAUUGUACAAUAAUUCAUGUGUCUGUUCAGUUACUUUUCAUAGAGAGGUAUUUUGACAUGUAUGUGUUAAAGAAAAACAAAUCACAUCUCUCUUUCAGUGAGCGUAAUACAUCGCUGUCUCGGCAAAUGCGCUGCACGAAAAUGUCAUCGUGGGCACAGACAACAAAAUCGCACCAUUCCAUGCCUGUGAUGAGUAACUGUCCCUGGACUUGCCAAUAAUAACAAUGGCUUUUCUUCAAUUUGUGUAGGCCAUGGUCAAAUCUCAGGAACUUGCAGUCUAUGUAGCUGGCUACAUUUGGGCAUUUCAUUUCAACUAGACCAAAUGAUGGUCGCUCAAGUGGGUCAUAUACCAGCCCAUCAGGCGAUGCACCCAGCCAAGGUGCGUCCGGAUGCACGACUAGCCCACACUUUGUCAAAUUAAGAUUUUUUAGAACUGCAUAGUCCUUCAAUGCAUCUGCUU
Molecule: messenger RNA, 2892 nt
Organism: Sander lucioperca (pikeperch)
Lineage: Eukaryota; Metazoa; Chordata; Actinopteri; Perciformes; Percidae
Exons: 2
Coding region: 184-969 (261 amino acids)
Molecular function (GO): sequence-specific DNA binding
Source: RefSeq, a predicted model, not a curated record